AAACAGAAUCACUGAGUUGGAAAAAGAAUCACCCCCCUCCUAAAAAUGACUUGUAAACCCAACCAGGUGUAGUUAAUCACCUUCUCAAUAGCACACAAAGCCAAUUAUUGACUUUCAACUGUGAUCAGCUGUGGUCAUUCUGAUUAGCUCAGCAUGAAACAAGCUUUUCCUGAAGCAUUUCAGUCCUUGGUAGUGCAACUGAAGAAAACAAUCAACUAUGGGGUGGCAAGGCAUUGUCAAAAGAUCUCCGGGAUAAAGUUGUGGACAGGCACAAGUCAGGAGAUGGAUACAAAAAAAUGUUCAAAGGCUUUAUCAGUGCCUAGAAGCACAGUGAAGUCUAUUAUUAAGAAGUGGAAGGUAUUUGGUACAACACAGACCCUCCCUGGGUCAGGACGUCGCUCCAAACUGGAUGAAAGAGCCAGGAGGAAACUGGUCAGAGAGGCUACCAAGAGGCCUACAGCAACUCUGAAGCAGUUGCAGGAAUUCAUGACAAAGAGUGGUCAUUGUGUGCAUGUGACAACAAUAUCACAAAUUCUCCACAAAUGUGGCAUGUAUGGGAGGGGUGCAAGAAAAAAGCCACUCCUCAAGAAAGGCCACAUGCAGUCACGACUGAGCUUUGCCAAAACGCACCUUGAAGAUUCUAAGGCCACGUGGAAGAAGGUGUUAUGGUCAGAUGAGACUAAAAUUGAAUUAUUAUUUGACCUCAACGCCAAACGAUAUGUCUGGCGAAAAUCCAAUACAGCUCACCAUCCAAAUAACAUCAUUCCUACAGUAAAUCAUGGAGGUGGUAAUAUCAUGUUAUGGGGUUGUUUCUCUGCAGCAGGGACUGGAGCACUUGUCAGGAUAGAAGGAAAAAUGGAUGGGCCAAAUACUGUCAAAUUCUUGAGGAAAACUCUGGGCGACUUUGAUGAACCCCAGCGCUCCAGUAUGACCAUGUUUGGAGUGCUGACCAUCGCUGUGAGGAUCUACCAGGAUCGCUGGGGCUACGGGAUCUACUCUGGACCCAUCGGAUCAGCUGUCUUCAUCAUCACUGUCAAAUGGCUGCAGAAGAUGAAACAGCUGAGGGCGGUGUAUCCAGAGAAGACCGUGUACACGCAGCAGGUCGGUCCAGGCUGCUGCUUCGGUGCUCUCGCUCUGAUGCUGCGUUUCUACUUUGAGGAGUGGGACUACGCCUACGUCCACAGCUUCUACCAUCUGUCUCUGGCGGUGUCCUUCAUCCUGCUGCUGCCAAAGAAGAACCGCUAUGCAGGGACGGGACGAAACGCGGCUAAACUCAGCUGGUUCACUCUCUGCUGCUGUUCCAUGUCCCCUGGUACUACUAAAGAGAAGACUGGUACUACUAAAGAGAAGACUGGUACUACUAAAGAGAAGACUGGUACUACUAAAGAGAAGACAGACAAGCCGAAGAAGAAGAAGUCGUCUCGUACCGUGUGGACAAUCCCCACAGAGAAGCCGUGGACACAACGCAGUAGCACCCCCAUCCUGCCUCUUUACACCCCCCCACCCUCCACACCUGUCAAAGGGACCAGCAUCAGCAAGCUCAAAGAGAUGAACGGCUGGAAGUGAACCCCAAAACGUAACUCACGUAAGAAGGACUUCAUCCUGAAGAACAGGCAGAGAUAGUGGUCGGCUAGGAGCGGGAAACAGGAAAAUCACCAAAUAACUGUCAGCCAAAUGCUGAUAAACUUGUAUGUGGCUGGUAAGUUAAUCUUCUUCAGCAGGAAACCAACCAUCAUGAGGACGUUCCUUUCUACUCCAGAAAAUCAUUGUUGGCUGGUAGAAUAUUUAAGGUCAACAGCGCUGGAAUCCACCAGUAACUGUAGCUUGCAGAUAAAGAAGCAAAAGGGCCCGAAAGUGGUUCUAAAAUUUAAGGGCAAGAACAAAAGAGGAAUCAGGCCUCCGGCGCCCUCAAAGACCCAAUAUGAACACAGCUGUCUGAAGCACUUGUCCAGAGCUGAGGACAGGCAGCACGCUACGAAAGAACACACACAGAACGAACAGGGAGACGGUGGCUGAGACAAACCAGUAAAACUGACUGGAAAAUUUACGAGAAGAGCAAACAGGCAGAUGGUUUAUCUCUCCAAAAUAUAUAAAUUGUCUUUAGAAAUGUUCCUCAGGGGAGACCUUUCCGUCUGCUCGCCUCGGUCUGUCCGUCCCCCCUCCUCCUUCUCUUUCCCGUCUCUCUCAGGGAAAGGAAGCACGCGGCUGAAUUUGUUUUUGAGAAUUACAAGACUGUAAAGCACAUUUUACUGUUUUGAUACGUCCUCAAAGUGCCAAAUGUGUCAUGUGGAGCGUCAGACGUUGGAGCAAGGGGAAGCGGCGGCCCAGACGUCAGUCUGUAACCCGACUGAAGCAUCUUGAUGUGUUUCUGGAUCAGCAGGUGGACUCCUCUGUCUGUUAACUCUAGUUCACUGACCGAGCAGCUUUGGCUAUGACUUCUGUCCCUAAUGUGCACUGUAGACGUGUGAUGUUUCUGGUGAAAACCUGUAUCAAUAUAUUGUUAUUUAUUGCAGCACGGAAGAUUGUAUAUUCAGUAUAGUGUUUGUUAUUGAUAAUUUUGUUAUAUUUUGAAAAUAAAAUGAA
Molecule: messenger RNA, 2583 nt
Organism: Perca fluviatilis (European perch)
Lineage: Eukaryota; Metazoa; Chordata; Actinopteri; Perciformes; Percidae
Gene: mymk
Product: myomaker, myoblast fusion factor
Exons: 5
Coding region: 154-1566 (470 amino acids)
Biological process (GO): DNA transposition; DNA integration
Cellular component (GO): plasma membrane
Molecular function (GO): DNA binding
Source: RefSeq, a predicted model, not a curated record